AGAAUAGAAUUUUCUUUUUCAUUUUCCAGAAAUCCAAAUAUAUUUUCCAUCUAUUCCGUAGGAAAAAAAUUGUAUCAUUCUCUUGAAAUAUCCUGAAGUGGUAAGCACCCUUUACAAGUUUCUAGCAAUUUCCACUGAAUAGCAGAUUCAUUUAGUUAUCCUUACUCUCUAAUUUAAAAAAAAAAGAAGCAAAUAUAGGAGAGGCAAAGUAAAAUAGUUCAGAAGCACAAUGGCAGAAGAAUUGGCGCUGGAUUUGGAGGAGCUAAGGCAACUUCAUAGCAGUGCAAAAAGGCCACGCAUUCUAUCUCUUAUUUCCUCUGAGAUUCGCAGCUUGGAAAAGUUGCAGGCAUCGAAAGAAGAUGGCAAUGCGGCGGCUCCUCCUCCCACUGCUUCACAAAUUCCUAUUCCGAUAUCAACCUCAGUUAAAGCUCCUAUUAACCCAGCAUUGAAUUAUGUUUCAGUCUCAUCGUUCAGCUGGGAUCAGGAUAUGGAUAAAGUCAAGAUAUAUGUCUUCCUAGAAGGAGUUGAGCAGGAAAAAAUUCAGACAGACUUCAAGCCUUUGUCAUUUGAUGUUAAAUUCCAUGAUGUCAAAGGAAAGAACUAUCGAUGUGCUGUUCCAAAAUUGAAUAAGGAAAUUGUACCAGAGAAGUGCAAAGUGGUAGUUAAGCCUACAAGAGUCAUCAUCUCACUGUUUAAAGCUUCUAAAGGGGAUUGGCCCGAUCUGUACUCCAAGGAAGAUAAGCUGAAACCUAAUUUGGAUAAAGAGCAAGAUCCCAUGGCUGGAAUCAUGGACUUAAUGAAGAAUAUGUAUGAGGAAGGGGAUGAUGAAAUGAAGAGAACAAUUGCGAAAGCGUGGACUGAUGCAAGAUCAGUCAAAGCAGAAGAUGCUCUGAAGAGUUAUCGAUGAAUCCAAUAUUGAAUCUUUACGGAUAUUUUAGUGCAAUGGCCUUUUUUUUAGAGCUUGUGUUUCUCUGUUUUCAUGUUGUAGGAGGGUUCUGUCUGGACAUUUUGUUCGUGCUAUGAAGUAUCGUUGCAAAUAUGUCAUCCAAUGUUUCAUGGUCAUGGACUUAUUGACAUUGUUAAUGGACAUGCUGAUAACACUUGCAUGUGAGUUUCCCGUUAAUAAUGAACUCACUGUCAGUAAAAUUUUAUGAGAAUCGGAAGAUGGGAAAUCUGGAAAAGUUGCAUCUAACCAUUUUGGCAGCAGUGUGCAGUCAUUGGAGUAGUUUGAGUGCCGUAGUCUGCAUUGAACUCCUCGUAGCGAUGAGCAUGAAGAUAAUCUGAUGGUCUUGCGUUAUAAAAGCAGUUUGUUCAAUGUCCCAACCUUGGGAAACUCUGCAAACUAAAAACUACGUUUCCAGUUCUUCAUUAUAUUAAUAUAACAAAUUUUAAGCGUACUAAAACAUGCAGUCAGUAAGGAAAUAAGAAAAUAUAAAGUAUAGGUUUUUUAUUUGGAGGAAAAUUUUA
Molecule: messenger RNA, 1467 nt
Organism: Gossypium raimondii (Peruvian cotton)
Lineage: Eukaryota; Viridiplantae; Streptophyta; Magnoliopsida; Malvales; Malvaceae
Exons: 5
Coding region: 230-907 (225 amino acids)
Molecular function (GO): S100 protein binding; tubulin binding; ubiquitin protein ligase binding
Source: RefSeq, a predicted model, not a curated record